This is a messenger RNA of Coregonus sp. 'balchen', 15522 nucleotides long. The record is from the annotation of a GenBank genome assembly. Lineage: Eukaryota; Metazoa; Chordata; Actinopteri; Salmoniformes; Salmonidae.
AAAACUUCUACAUCCUCCCUGGGCAGCUGGAUGCUCUACUGUGUGGAAACAGCUCGGACUCAGGGUGAGUCUCAUGCUCUAUUACUACAAACUGAAACUUCCAGUAAGUUGGAAUAGCCACCAUACAAGGGAACAACUGAGAGCAUAAUACUAACAUAACUAGGACUUUCACACAAAUCAUGCAUUGGGAGAUUUGCGUGAAAAUCAUGACUCACCCUCUCCCUCCCUCCCUCCCUCCCUCCCUCCCUCCCUCUCUCCCUCCCUCCCUCCCUCCCUCUCUUCCUCCCUCCCUUCAUCCCAGGCGGUGCCCUGAGGGCUACAUGUGUAUGAAGGCCGGGAAAAACCCAAACUACGGCUACACCAGCUUCGACAGCUUCGGCUGGGCCUUCCUCACUCUCUUCCGCCUCAUGACCCAAGACUUUUGGGAGAACCUCUACAUGCUGGUAAGGCCGAGUUCAUCAUAGACAGAAAAUGUAUACUGGAAUAACUCCUGCUUGUAAUGGCGGAAGCAGUGUAAUUCAAUGGAGGCGGCUUAUAUGAGCAGCCGGAGAGCAUUGAAACCAAACCGAUGGAUUGAGACAGCUCUAUCUUGUUCUUUUGAGCUGGGAACUGACUGUCAGUUCUGCAAUACUGUCCUUUAAUGGCUAGUUGGGUUAUUAAGGCUGGUAUGUCUGCGCUGUCUACAACAUGCAAAAUAAACACUUCAUCAAACGUACAGUACAUGACAGUGAAUCAGCAAAUAGCCUCACAGCACUUACUCUCUCUGGGUUUCUUUGCCCUUUUGAAUUUGACCAGCAGGUUGGUGAAAAACAGGCGUCAGGCGGGUGAAAAAGUCAAACUGUGGGUCGAUUACUGAUUCAUGUCAAGGACUGGUCUGUCUGUUGAUGAAAGGCUGCAUGGAUUCUAUCUCAGAGUUUAUUCUGAUUUCUGGUCUUCGGUCGUAAUCUAAGAUCCCCUGUAGCUCAGUUGGUAGAGCAUGGCGCUUGCAACACCAGGGUUGUGGGUUUGUUUCCCACGGGGGGCCAGUAUGACAAUGUAUGCACUCACUAACUGUAAGUCACUCUGGAUAAGAGCGUCUGCUAAAUGACUAAAAUGUAAUGUCGCAGAUCAGAGACAGAUUCGGUUUUAACUUUGACUGGAAGACCUUGAGAGAACUAUUGUUGUUGAGUGUAAGUGUGCUUUAAGAGAAAGAGUCUGCAAGUGGUACAAUGUGUGUAAAUGUGAAAUCGUGAACACAGCGACACACACAGAAACACACAUAUGCACACACACACACACACAGAAACACGCAGGCGCACACCACGCCUGCACGCACGCACACACACACACACACACACAUACACACUCACAACUGCCUAUUCCCCUCUACUCUCAUCAUUAAAGUGAUGCUACAAAGGUUUUGUAUAUUUUUAAGCCAGUGGUUUUGAAAGUAGUGCUCAAGAGCCGAAUAGGGUCCCUGAAAAUGCAGCACAAUUGUGCACGACGUCACAAACAGUAUGUGUAUCAUGUCAUUGUUCUCGACCCCUGCAGCAUGUGCACAAAGAGAGUUUUAAAAAACUCUGUGGUGUGCACUGUGCAGACUUGGGCCCGCCCUGCAACCUCUUCAGUCAAUACUGGACCGACCUGAUCCUGCCUCCCACUUUUACCUUGCAACCUCAUUGGACAUCAUUCAAUCAAUUUUCAAUCAAUUUUAUUUUAUAUAGCCCUUCUUACAUCAGCUAAUAUCUCGAAGUGCUGUACAGAAACCCAGCCUAAAACCCCAAACAGCUAGUAAUGCAGGUGUAGAAGCACGGUGGCUAGGAAAAACUCCCUAGAAAGGCGAAAACCUAGGAAGAAACCUAGAGAGGAACCAGGCUAUGAGGGGUGGCCAGUCCUCUUCUGGCUGUGCCGGGUGGAGAUUAUAACAGAACCAUGCCAAGAUGUUCAAAAAUGUUCAUAAGUGACAAGCAUGGUCAAAUAAUAAUCAGGAAUAAAUCUCAGUUGGCUUUUCAUAGCCGAUCAUUAAGAGUUUGAAAACAGCAGGUCUGGGACAGGUAGGGGUUCCAUAACCGCAGGCAGAACAGUUUAAACUGGAAUAGCAGCAAGGCCAGGCGGACUGGGGACAGCAAGGAGUCACCACGGCCGGUAGUCCCGACGUAUGGUCCUAGGGCUCAGGUCUCUCAGUUGGCUUUUCAUAGCCGAUCAUUAAGAGUUGAAAACAGCAGGUCUGGGACAGGUAGGGGUUUCGUAGCCGCAGGCAGAACAGUUGAAACUGGAAUAGCAGCAAGGCCAGGCGGACUGGGGACAGCAAGGUGUCAUCAUGCCCGGUAGUCCUGACGUAUGGUCCUAGGGCUCAGGUUCUCAGAGAGAAAGAGAGAACGAGAGAAUUAGAGAGAGCAUACUUAAAUUCACACAGGACACUGGAUAAGACAGGAGAAGUACUCCAGGUAUAACCAACUAACCCCAGCCCCCCGACACAUAAACUACUGCAGCAUAAAUACUGGAGGCUGAGACAGGAGCGGUCCGGAGACACUGUGGCCCCAUCCGAAGAAACCCCCGGACAGGGCCAAACAGGAAGGAUAUAACCCCACCCACUCCGCCAAAGCACAGCCCCCGCACCACUAGAGGGAUAUCCCCAACCACCAACUUACAAUCCUGAGACAAGGCCGAGUAUAGCCCACAGAGGUCUCCACCACAGCACAAACCAAGGGGGGGGCGCCAACCCAGACAGGAAGAUCACGUCAGUAACUCAACCCACUCAAGUGACGCACCCCUCCCAGGGACGGCAUGAAAGAGCACCAGCAAGCCAGUGACUCAGCCCCUGCAACAGGGUUAGAGGCAGAGAACCCCAGUGGAGAGGGGAACCGGCCUGGCAGAGACAGCAAGGGCUGUUCGUUGCUCCAGCCUUUCCGUUCACCUUCACACUCCUGGGCCAGACUACACUCAAUCAUAUGACCUACUGAAGAGAUAAGUAUUCAGUAAAGACUUAAAGGUUGAGACUGAGUCUGCGUCUCUCACAUGGGUAGGCAGACUGUUCCAUAAAAAUGGAGAUCUAUAGGAGAAAGCCCUGCCUCCCGCUGUUUGCUUAGAAAUUCUAGGGACAAUUAGGAGGCCUGCGUCUUGUGACCGUAGCGUACGUAUUGGUAUGUACGGCAGGACCAACUCGGAAAGAUAGGUAGGAGCAAGCCCAUGUAACGCUUUAUAGGUUAACAGUAACACCUUGAAAUCAGCCCUUGCCUUAACAGGAAGCCAGUGUAGGGAAGCUAGCACUGGAGUAAUAUGAUCAAAUUUCUUGGUUCUAGUCAGGAUUCUAGCAGCCGUAUUUAGCACUAACUGAAGUUUAUUUAGUGCUUUAUCCGGGUAGCCGGAAAAUAGAGCAUUGCAGUAGUCUAACCUAGAAGUAACAAAUGCAUGGAUUAAUUUUUCUGCAUCAUUUUUGGACAGAAAAUUUCUGAUUUUUGCAAUGUUACGUAGAUGGAAAAAAGCUGUCCUUGAAACAGUCUUGAUAUGUUCGUCAAAAGAGAGAUCAGGGUCAAGAGUAACGCCUAGGUCCUUCACAGUUUUAUUUGAGACGACUUUACAACCAUCAAGAUGAAUUGUCAGAUUUAACAGAAGAUCUCUUUGUUUCUUGGGACCUAGAACAAGCAUCUCUGUUUUGUCCGAGUUUAAAAGUAAAAAGUUUUCAGCCAUCCACUUCCUUAUGUCUGAAACACAGGCUUCUAGCGAGGGCAAUUUUGGGGCUUCACCAUGCUUCAUUGAAAUGUACAGCUGUGUGUCAUCCGCAUAGCAGUGAAAGUUAACAUUAUGUUUUCGAAUAACAUCCCCAAGAGGUAAAAUAUAUAGUGAAAACAAUAGUGGUCCUAAAACGGAACCUUGAGGAACACCGAAAUGUACAGUUGAUUUGUCGGAGGACAGACCAUUCACAGAGACAAACUGAUAUCUUUCCGACAGGUAGGAUCUAAACCAGGCCAGAACUUGUCCGUGUAGACCAAUUUGGGUUUCCAGUCUCUCCAAAAGAAUGUGGUGAUCGAUGGUGUCAAAGGCAGCACUAAGGUCUAGUAGCACGAGGACAGAUGCAGAGCCUCGGUCUGACGCCAUUAAAAGGUCAUUUACCACCUUCACAAGUGCAGUCUCAGUGCUAUGAUGGGGUCUAAAACCAGACUGAAGCAUUUCGUAUACAUUGUUUGUCUUCAGAAAGGCAGUGAGUUGCUGCGCAACAGCUUUUUCUAAAAUUUUUGAGAGGAAUGGAAGAUUCGAUAUAGGCCGAUAGUUUUUUAUAUUUUCCGGGUCAAGGUUUGGCUUUUUCAAGAGAGGCUUUAUCACUGCCACUGUUAGUGAGUUUGGUACACAUCCGGUGGAUAGAGAGCUGUUUAUUAUGUUCAACAUAGGAGGGCCAAGCACAGGAAGCAGCUCCUUCAGCAGUUUAGUAGGAAUAGGAUCCACCUGCCAAUCAACAUUGUCCAUCAAGUUCUGUUAAUGCAGGCUACUUCCCAUUGUUACAUGCAUGGGCCUUUUAUCAAUUAGAUUUGCCUCCUGCGUCCUCUCUCCUCCAUCCUCUCUCGCCUCCUUUUGAAAAAGGUAAUAGUUAAUCGAGGAGAGUCGGCGAGGAGAGUGAACGUGGAUGGCAAUGCGCUAGACUGAAAUGAGACGGUCCUUCUCCACUCGCACAUCAUUAGGCAAAUUACGUUUACAUGGGAGUAUCCUAAAAUACAUAUGUAAAGUGCUCAAAACAAAUUAAGUUAGUUGUGCAAGACAUUUUGUAGAUAAAACAAAAAGUAGCAAAUUGUUUUUAAACGUGUGCAUGUUUUUCUCCCUUGACAAAACAAAAGCUGAUUCAAAGUGUGGUAGAUUUCAAAACACUUCCGCGGUAGGAAACACAUGAAUAUCCUCAAUAAAAGGUGGCUAUCAAGGAGGGGAGGACACUCUUCCGCUUGUUUACUAACGAAUUUACAUACUCCUCGACCACUCAACCAUGUAUUGGUUUCCGGGUCACAGAGGAGAGAGGACGGAGGACGGUCUUUUGCCCAAAUGAGAAUCUCCCAUGGUCUCAUCAGACUAAUAUGGCUAAAACUAUCAGAUAGGGAUGUGCAACAUAAUGUCCACUUCAUAGGAUGAUGACAUAAGUAUAGGCCAAAGGGAUUUUCUAUUUAUUUAAAAAAAAUCUAUUAACCUUUUUGUUAAGUCUAACUUUCCUACCAUGAGGGAACUUCUGACAGCUAUCAGAUCCUCUGAAAAUGAUUUCCCUGUUCCAUGCAGCUAUAGAAAUGUGAUUUAUGCUUCCUGUCCAAUUUGUGAUUGGAAUGCUUCCUCCAAUUAGUGAGCAGGACUGACCUGUCAAUGUGAUAAUGUGAUUUAGAAAAGUAGAAAGGUUAUACUUAAAGUGCAUUCGGAAAGUAUUCAGACCCCUUGACCUUUUCCACAUUUUGUUACGUUACAGCUUUAUUCUAAAAUGGAUUCAGAUUUUUUUUAAUCACACACAAUACCCCAUAAUGACAAAGCAGGUUUUUAGAAAUGUUUGCAAAUGUAUAAAAAAUUAGGAAAUAACUUACAUACCCUUUGCUAUAAGACUCGAAAUUGAGCUCAGGUGCAUCCUGUUUACAUUGAUCAUCCUUGAGAUUUUUCUAUUUACAUUUUAGUCAUUUAGCAGACGCUUUUAUCCAGAGCGACUUACAGGAGCAAUUAGGGUUAAGUGCUUUGCUCAAGGGCACAUCGACAGAUUUUUCACCUAGUUGGCUCUGGGAUUAGAACCAGCGACCUUUCGGUUACUGGCACAACGCUCUUAACCACUAAGCUACCUGCCGCCCAUAUUUCUACAACUUGAUUGGAGUCCACCUGUGGUAAAUUCAAUUGAUUGGACAUGAUUUGGAAAGGCACACACCUGUCUAUAUAAGGUCCUACUGUUGACAGUACAUGUCAGAGCAAAAACCAAGCCAUGGGUGGAAGGAAUUGUCCGUAGAGCUCCGAGACAGGAUUGUGUUGAGGCACAGAUCUGGGGAAGGGUACCAAAACAUUUCUGCAGCAUUGAAGGUCCCCAACAACACAGUGGCCUCCAUCCUUUUUAAAUGGAAGAAGUUUGGAACCUCCAAGACUCUUCCUAGAGCUGGCCACCCGGCCAAACUGAGCAAUUGGGGGAGAAGGGCCUUGGUCAGGGAGGUGACCAAGAACCCGAUGGUCACUCUGAUAGAGCUCUUGAGUUCAUCAGUGGAGAUGGGAGAACCUUCCAGAAGAACAACCAUCUCUGCAGCACUCCACCAAUCAGGCCUUUAUGGUAGAGUGGCCACUUUACAUAUGUAUUUUAGGAUACUCCCAUGUAAACGUAAUUUGCCUAAUGACAUGCGAGUGGAGAAGGACCGUCUCAUUUCAGUCUAGCGCAUUUCCAUCCACCUUCACUCUCCUCGCCGACUCUCCUCGAUUUAACUAUUACCUUUUUUAAAAGGAGGCGAGAGAGGAUGAGAAACAUGAGAAACAAGUUUCUCUGGUCUGAUGAAACCAAGAUUGAACUCUUUGGCCUGAAUGCCAAGCGUCACAUCUGGAGGAAACCUGGCACCAUCCCUACAGUGAAGCAUGGUUGUGGCAGCAUAAUGCUGUGUGGAGGUUUUUCAGCGGCAGGGACUAGGAGACUAGUCAGGAUCGAGGCAAAGAUGAAUGGAGCAAAGUAAAGAGAUCCUUGAUGAAAACCUGCUCCAGAUCGCUCAGGAGCUGACUGGGGUGAAGGUUCACCUUCCAACAGGACAACGACCCUAAGCACACAACCAAGACAACGCAGGAGUGGCUUCGGGACAAGUCUAUGAAUGUCUUUGAGUGGCCCAGCCAGAGCCCGGACUUGAACCCGAUCGAACAUCUCUGGAGAGACCUGAAAAUAGCUGAGCAGCAAUGCUCCCCAUCUAACCUGACAGAACUGGAGAGGAUUUGCAGAGAAAAAUGGGAGAAUCUCCCCAAAUACAGGUGUGCCAAGCUUGUAGCGUCAUACCCAAGAAGACUCAAGGCUAUAAUUGCUGCCAAAGGUGCUUCAGCAAAGUACUGAGUAAAGGGUCUGAAUACUUAUGUAAAUGUAAUAUUAUUUUUAACUUUUUUAUAGAUUAGCAAAUCAUUCCUAAAACCUGUUUUGCUUUGACAUUAUGGGGUAUAGUGUGUAGAUUGAUGAGGGAAAAAAACUAUUUCAUCAAUUUUAGAAUAAGGCUAUAACGUAACAAAAUGUGGAAAAAUCAAGGGGUCUGAAUACUUUCUGAAGGCAUAUAAUAGCCUUGUUUUCUCCUAAUUUUGUACGCCUAUUUAUAUAGAUUAUACAGUGCCUGUCAAAAGUUUGGACACACCUAAUCAUUCAAAGGUUUUUCUUUAUUUUUGGUAUUAUCUACAUUGCAGAAUAAUAGUGAAGACCUCAAAACUAUGAAAUAACACAUAUAGAAUCAUGUAGUAACCAAAAAAGUGUUAAACAAAUCAAAAUAUAUUUUAGAUUUUAGAUUCUUCAAAGUAGCCACCAUUUGCCUUGAUGACAGCUUUGCACACUCUUGGCAUUCUCUCAACCAGCUUCACCUGGAAUGCUUUUCCAACAGUCUUGAAGGAGUUCUCACAUAUGCUGAGCACUUGUUGGCCACUUUUCCUUCACUCUGCGGUCCAACUCAUCCCAAACUAUCUCAAUUGGGUUGAGGUCGGGUGAUUGUGGAGUUCAUAUCAUCUGAUUCAGCACUCCAUCACUCUCCUUCUUGGUCAAAUAGCCCUUACACAGCCUGGAGGUUUGUUUUGGGUCAUUGUCCUGUUGAAAAACUAAUUAUAGUCCCACUAAGCGCAAACCAGAUGGGAUGGCGUAUCACUGCAGAAUGCUGUGGUAGCCAUGCUGGUUAAGUGUGCCUUGAAUUCUAAAUAAAUCACAGACAGUGUCACCAGUAAAUCUCACCUCCUCCUCCAUGCUUCACGGUGGGAACCACACAUGCAGAGAUCAUCCAUUCACCUACUCUGCGUCUCACAAAGACAUGGCAGUUGGAACCAAAAAUCUCAAAUUUGGACUCAUCAGACCAAAGUUUAGAUUUCCACCGGUCUAAUGUACAUUGCUCGGUGUUUCUUGGCCCAAGCAAGUGUCUUCUUCUUAUUGGUGUCCUUUAGUAGUGGUUUCUUUUCAGCAAUUCAACCAUGAAGGCCUGAUUUACGUAGUCUCCUCUGAGCAGUUGAUGUUGAGAUGUGUCUGUUACUUGAAGUACUUGAACUGAUUGGCUCAAACACAUUAAGAAGGAAAGAAAUUCCACAAAUUAACUUUUAAGAAGGCACACCUGUUAAUUGAAAUGCAUUCCAGGUGACUACCUCAUGAAGCUGGUUGAGAGAAUGCCAAGAGUGUGCAAAGCUGUCAUCAAGGCAAAGGGUGGCUAGUUUGAAGAAUCUAAAAUCUAAAAUAUAUUUUGAUUUGUUUAACACUUUUUUGGUUACUACAUGAUUUCAUAUGUGUUAUUUCAUAGUUUUGAUGUCUUCACUAUUAUUCUACAAUAUAGAAAAUAGUAAAAAUAAAGAAAAACCCUUGAAUGAGUAGGUGUGUCCAAACGUUUGACUGGUACUGUACAUGAUCAUAACACAUUGUAUAGAGACAGGCUUUCAAUUACAUGAUCAUCCGCCUAUAUAGCCUACAUUUCACGAGUGCAAAAAAAGUCCUCACAUACAGUAUGCACACUCACACCCCUGGUAUAGACGUGCCAGCACCCUCACGGCUCCCAACAUGCCUGGAGCCAUUCCCAGAGAAACCAAUUGGUUGAUGUUAAAGCAUUACUAACAGUGCCACAGAUAGAAACACCAUACAUCGACAGAUAAGCACAGGGAAGUACCUCAGCUCUGGAGAAGCAUGGGAGAAUACAACUCCAAUAGAGAAUGCUAAAUACUGCCACUCCAAACAAUUAACAAUUAAUGAAUCAAGAUGAUCAUGUUUAAUACAUUAUGACCAUUUUAACAGUAUAUGUUGUUUCUCCUUGUUUUGCCUCUUUCUCUCCCUCCCUUCCAGACUCUGCGAGCGGCAGGGAAAACCUACAUGAUCUUCUUUGUGUUGGUGAUUUUUGUUGGAUCCUUCUACCUGGUCAAUCUGAUCCUGGCUGUGGUGGCCAUGGCCUAUGAGGAGCAGAACCAGGCGACGAUAGAGGAGGCCGAGCAGAAAGAGGCCGAGUUCAAAGCCAUGUUGGAGCAGAUCAAAAACCAGCAGGAGGAUGCACAGGUUAGUCCCUCCCUGGUUUGACUGGGUGGUGAGGCAUCUGUCUGUCUGUCUGUCUCCCUGUCUGUAUGAUUGCUGGGUCUGUCUGUCUAAUUGCUGGGUCUGUGUCUGUCUUUGUGUCUGUCUGUAUACGUCUCACUCCCUUCUCUUACCUGUUCUGUUUUGCCACCCUUCAGGACGCCCAGGUUAGUCACAGACUGGGUGUGGGUGAUGUCUGUCUGUCAGUUUGCCUGUCUCUCUUUUGAAAUUCUUAUCGUAUUCAUCAUUUUGUUUAAUACACAAACCACAAAAUUGUAGCUAAUGUUACUAAUGUCAGUUAACGCUACAGUGUUUCUCAUCCUAAAAGAGUGUUCUCCAUCUGAUAACGUAUUAGUGAGCUAGCCUGUUUUUAGGACUUUAAUAUCCAUGACUUAUCAAAACUUGUUUUCUCAUGGCUUUGUCUUGUUCCUCUGCAGUAGACAUAUGCUAUAGCCUAGUGAGUAACUCAUGCUCCAUGUUAAGAUAUUGUUUAUCAAGUAUUCGAAUCAGCAAAAACGGAUUCGAAUCAGAGUAAGCAAAUCAAUUCAGAAUCGAUAAAAAUAAUUGGGGUCAGCCCUAGUCCAUCUGUCUGUCUCCCGUCACUCCCUUCACUUCUCCCAUCUCUUACCUGUCCCCCACCUCCCCACCCCUCAGGCUGCUGCCAUGGCGACCUCGGCGGGCACGGUGUCGGUGGGCGACGCAGUGGAGGGGGGCGAUGCAACGGAGGGCGGGGGUCAACUAUCACGCAGCUCCUCCGAGGCGUCCAAGCUCAGCUCCAAGAGCGCCAAGGAACGACGCAACCGCAAGAAGAAGUCGCGUCAGAAAGAGGAGGAGAAGAAGGAGAAGGGAGAGAAGGGCGAGAAGGUCGACCACGAGAAGCACGUUAAGUCAGAGUCGGACGACGGCAGCAAGAGGAGCAUCUUCCGUUUCCCGGGCAGCCGGCUGGGACGCAAGACGUCCAUCAUGAACCAGGUAAAAUCUAGCAUGAAACAAUAAAAUAGAAACUAUUUUCUCUCAUCCUGUCUUGGAUUUCUUCACAUUUUACUGUGUUACAAAGUGGGAUUAAAAUGGAUUUAAUUGUUAUUUUUUGUCAAUGAUCUACACAAAAUACAGCAUAAUGUCAAAGUGGAAGAAAAACUCAAUGUUAGAAACAAUUUGGGCAGUGAUUUUUUGGUUAAGUCUGUAAGUGCUUUGCACACCUGGAUUGUGCAAUAUCUGCGCAUUACACUUUAGAAAAUGUCUUAAGCUUUGUCAAGUUAGUUGUUGAUCAUUGAUAGACAGACAUUUUCAAGUCUUGCCAUGUUUAAGCAGAUUUAAGUCAAAACUGUAACUAGGCCACUCAGGAGAAUUCACUGUCUUCUUGGUAAGUAACUCCAGGAUAGAUUUGGCUUUGUGUUUUAGGUUAUUGUCCUGCUGAAAGGUGAAUUUGUCUCCCAGUGUCUGGUGGAAAGUAGACUGAACCAGGUUUUCCUCUAGGAUUUUGCCUGUGCUUAGCUCCAUUGUGUUUCUAUUUAUCCUGAAAAAUGCCCCAGUCAUUGUGAAUGACAAGCAUACCCAUAACAUGAUUCAGCCACCAAAAUGCUUUAAAAUAUGGAGAGUGGUACUCUGUGAUGAGUUGUGCUGGAUUUGCCCCAAACAUAAUACUUUGUAUUCAGGACAAAAAGUGAAUUCCUUUGCCACAUUUUUGUAGUAUUACUUUAGUGCCUUGUUGCAAACAGGAUGCAUGUCUUGCUAUAUUUUUUAUUAUGUACAGUCUUUCUUUUUUUCACAUGGUCAUUUAGGUUAGUAUUGUGAAGUAACUACAAUGUUGUUGAUCCAUCCUCAGUUUUCUCCCAUCACAGCCAUUGACCUUUUACUGCAGUGGGCUAAAUCAGGGUCACAGAGUGUUUCUUGGUAGUCUUUAAAAAAUCUACUUUGAAACAAAAGUAUACACCUCACACACAUUGUUAUAGGCAAAAAAAACAACAACACCUGUACCAUGUCAGAUAUAGAGUUGAAAUGUUCAGUUUUGAGUUUGCAUCCCAAUAUUACAUUUUAUAUACAGUGCAUUCGAAGGGUUUUUAGAACCCUUUCCUUUCUUUCCUUAUUUUGUUAUGUUACAGCCUUACUCUAAAAUGGCUAAAAUCCUUUUCCCCCCUCAUCAAUCUACACACAAUACCCCAUAAUGACAAAGCGUUGGCUACUUUGAAGAAUCAAAAUUGUAGCAAAUCUAUAUAAAAAAUAAAAAAUAACUUAUUUACAUAAGUAUUCAGACCCUUUGCUAUGAGACUUGUAAUUGAGCUCAGGUGCAUCCUGUUUCCAUUGAUCAUCCUUGAGAUGUUUCUACAACUUGAUUGGAGUCCACCUGUGGUAAAUUCAAUUCAUUGGACAUGAUUUGGAAAGGCACACGCCUGUCUAUGUAAGGUCCCACAGUUGGCAGUGCAUGUCAGAGCAUAAACCAAGCCAUGAGGUCGAAGGAAUUGUCCUUAGCGCUCCAAGACAGGAUUGUGUCGAGGCACAGAUCUGGGGAAGGGUACCAAAACAUUUCUGCAGCAUUGAAGGUCCCCAAGAACACAGUGGCCUUCAUCAUUCUUAAAUGGAAGAAGUUUGGAACCAUCAAGACUCUUCCUAGAGCUGGCCGCACGGCCAAACUGUCUCGACUUCCGCCGAGGCUGCCUCCCCUCCUUGUUCGGGCAGGCUUCGGCGUUCGUCGUCACCAGCUUACUAGCCACUGCCGCUCCAUAUAUCAUCAUUCCAUUUGUCUUGUCUUGUCAAUUACACACACCUGGUUCAUAUCCCCUCAUUAGUCCAUGUAUAAGUGUUCCCUCUGCCCCCUUGUCCUUGUGGGUGAUUGUUUUAUGUGAGUUGAGUGUAGCUCGAUUGAGCUACUCGUACCUUGUAUUGCCGGGGUAGAUUAUUCCCCUGUGCCUGUAUUUUGUUGGAGCUACUCGUACCUUGUAUUGCCGGGGUAGAUUGUUCCCCUGUUUUUUUUUUUUACCAAUCUUCAAUCUAGAAAAAGUCAUGGCCUAUACUUCUUCGACUUAAAAAAAAGGUUAGGAGAUGUACACAAGGGUCUCUAAACUAUAACUAUAAGACAAUAAAACAUUUAGUCUAAUUUUGUAAGAUUACUGCCACGCCCCCCAGGGGCCAGAUCUGUGGUGGUUGCAUAUCCUAGAUUUUCAGUGUCCAUAAAUCUAGCUCUGAGCCAAAUUUGGAGCCUUUCUCUUUAAAUAGUCCUUGGUUGUAAAAUAUUGGUACUACUAGGCAGUCAUUUUCAAACAUGGCAUGGCUCCCAUGGCUGCCAUGGGCCAAAUCUGUGGUGGCUCCAUAUCGAAAUCUUUUCAGGAUACAUAAAUCUAACUCUCUGCAAAAUUUGUUUUGUUUAUCUCAAAAUAGUUAUUCUGAACUGCAAAGUAGUGUUAAAGUCAGCAGCCAUCUUUUCAGGGUCCAUAAAUCUAGCUCUGCGACAUAUUUGGUGCCUUUACCUCAAAGCAUUCCUUCUGAAUUGUAAAAUAUUGUUAAUGUCAGCUGCCAUUUUGACAAUGGCUGCCAAACCCCCCAGGGGCCAAAUCUGUGGUGGCUUCAUAUCUAAAUCUUUUUAGGGUAUAUAAAUCUACAUAUGUACCAAUUUUGGUGCUUUUAUCACAAAGUGAACGAUUGAGUCAAAUUUCUCAUCUUAACCGCCCCACUAAUGAUGUCAUAUAAAUGUUAGGUUUAAUAUUAAUGUAACAGUGGUUGCUACUAAGUGACAGAAUUACUAAGGCCUUUCCCUCUAUCCCAAUAUUCAUUUUCUCCUUUCUUCUUUCUCCCCGUCCUGGUGAGAGUCCAUGACUUUGCAUUGUGCUGACACAUCCUCUGUUCAACACUAGUGCAGGCAGAGGAGAGUAGUUUUAGUGUAGCAGCAGUGACUGUACAUUACACUAGUCUUGGCCUGUUUGGUGUGAGGGAAGGGAUGGGAAGGGCAGAGAGAGGCAUGCUUUCACAGGCCCCCGCUACAUUAUUGAUAAGGCCUUUUCAUGAAUCUUUCACUGCCCUGCUGAAAGCAAUAAUCUAGCUGUGUUUUGUCAUUGCCCUGCCUAUCGCCACCCUUACCCCCCUGGUUAAAAAAAAGUUACCUGUAAGAGGCCCAGUCAGAACUGUUUACUAAGCAAAACGGACCUUUGCAUACAUUUGCGUGCCUGAUUUCUAAAGUGACCAUAUUCUAUUCUUUAGUUGCUGUGUCUUUGCAUGUCUGAAUUAACCAUUCUCUCUAAUUUCUGUCUCUGUGGCUACUUCUUUUCCCCACUUAUCCUAUUUGACCUUUUCAUCUUACUUUCCUUUUCUUUCUUACUCUCUCUCCUGCUGUUUUUCUUACAAUCUCACACCCACCCCUCUCUCUUUCUUUCUCUGUCUCUUCUUCUCUCUCACACCCACCCCUCUCUCUUUCUUUCUCUGUCUCUUCUUCUCUCUCACACCCACCCCUCUCUCUUUCUUUCUCUGUCUCUUCUUCUCUCUCAUCCCCUCACCUCUCCCUCCCUUUACAUCUCACUCUCUCACCCCCACCGCUCUGUCUAUCCCUUUCUUUAUUUCUCUUCUCUCUCUCCCUUUCCCCCCUCUCCCUCUUCCUCCUCCAGUCUCUCCUCUCCAUCCCGGGCUCUCCCUUCAUGUCGCGCCACAACAGCCGCAGCAGCAUCUUCAGCUUCAACAAGGGCCGCCCUCCAAAGGACGUGGGCUCGGAGAACGAGUUUGCUGACGAUGAGCACAGCACGGUGGAGGAGAGCGAGGACCGCCGGGGCUCCCUGUUCAUCCCCUACCGCCGCAGCAGCUACAGCGGAUACAGCCAGGGCUCGUCACGCCUCAUCAGCCCACUGGCGCCCCACACUGGAGGGAAGAGGAACAGCACGGUGGACUGCAACGGCGUGGUGUCGCUCAUCGCUCACCAGCCAGGUGGACGCCUUCUGCCUGAGGUGAAAAUAGAUAAGGCAGCCACUGACGACAGUGUAAGGACGUUUUCGGUCUGGUUUCCACUCUCUCUUUCUCUCUCUCUCCCUUCUCUGUCCUCCUCUCUUUUGGUCUCUGAAUUUCUGGUUCCUUCCUCUUCUGUUUAAUUUUCCCUUCUCGAGACUUGCUCAGCACUCACAGCCUUAUUACACACACUCCAUUCUCUAGUCUUUAUUUUCUCUCCUCCCCCUUUGCUUCAGCUGCUCUGAGUGGCGUGCUCUUCUACCAAAGAAAAACAACAGAUUCCUGGCUUCCAUUACACUGUAGUAACCUGUCUAUUAGCCUAGUAGCCCGUUUCAAAGCCUUCUGCAUACAAGCACAUAGUCUCUCUUAGCACCUAUCUAACAAACAUAUAUCUCUGUUGCCAUGCCCCAUCCACAACAAACUCUCUCUUCCCAAGGAGUUGCAAGUUCAAGACCAGUUUAUGCUGUCUUUUGCCACAAUCUCCCCACCUCUCUUUUGUCUUUCCCAAGCUACAAAGAAACGUAACCUUUUUUCAAUAACAGCAUUCUUCCUCAUCCUAGCUAGCAUGGUAGUUUGACAUCCCCUUACUUCUGUCCAAUCCAAGCCAAGCUUUACCUUUUUACCUACUCUCCAAACGUAGCAUGGUACAGUGGCUGUCUUGACUUCUCUUUUCUUAUUGGAUAUAUGCAUGCUCUUGCAUACAGGUUUGGGAAGGGGAUACCACUGCUAUAUGUUUUGGGUGGGAUAAGAUGGUUUGCUUAGAAUGGAAUAAUAUUGUAAGGGACGGGGAUAGUGGCACUUUUAGUGUCUGGUUUAUGGGAUCGGGUUUUCGUGUGUGGGAUAGGAUUAGGUCUCUCUCUCUCUCUCUCUCUCUCUCUCUCUCUCUCUCUCUCUCUCUCUCUCUCUCUCCCUCUCUCUCUCUCCUCUCUCGUUCUCUCCUCUCUCUCCUCUCUCCUCUCUCUCUCCUCAUCUCUCUCUCCUCUCUCUCCUCUCUCUCUCUCUCUCUCUCCUCCAUCUCAUCCUCUCCCUCUCUCUCUCUCGUCUCCUCCUCUCAUUCUCCUCUCUCUCUCUCUCCUCUCUCUCUCUCUCUCUCUCUCUCUCUCUGUGUGUGUGUUUGUCAGACACAAAGGCUUAGUGAUUGGACUGGUUUCAAGAUGAAGUGUGUGUGUGUUUAUGUAUGGCCUCUGACGGGUGUGUGUGUGUGUGUUUCCUCUCCCUGAGCGCAGACCACGGAGGUGGAGGGGAAGAAGAAACACUCGGGCUCCCUGAUGGUGUCUGUGGACCAGCUUGGCCGCAACAAGGACCGCGCCAACAGUGUGAUGAGUGUGGCCACACACACACAUUCACACACACUACUGGAGGGUACGGAACUCACACACACUCUCACACACUGCGUACCCUGGACUGGAGGUGUGGCU